Messenger RNA from Westerdykella ornata, 1677 nucleotides. RefSeq names its product FAD/NAD(P)-binding domain-containing protein. NCBI's taxonomy places the organism in Eukaryota, Fungi, Ascomycota, Dothideomycetes, Pleosporales, Sporormiaceae. The record is from RefSeq and is a predicted model, not a curated record. The coding region runs from base 304 to 1647 and encodes 447 amino acids. The transcript has 2 exons. Gene Ontology annotation, molecular function: FAD binding; sulfide:quinone oxidoreductase activity. Gene Ontology annotation, cellular component: mitochondrion.
AAAGCUUUUUUACCUCAAAAUUUGCUGGAGCGUCAGCCCACUGUCAGUAGAUUUAGCUGCUGGUGAGUCCGUUUUCUGCGCCACCCAAGCCUGGCAGACCAGGGGUUGUACAGAUCUUUUUCAUCGCUUCGUUCCGACUCUCGGGGAGCCGAACCACCCACUCCCUUUGUUCUCGAAGUCCAUCGAUCGCACUUUAUUAAAAGAGCUUGGUAUUCAUUGAAAACGUGUGCGAGGGACUACUUCUUCGACUCCAAAGAACAACAACCUUUCCAUCCUCAUCGCGCCAGCUUUCGAGCCUGAACGAUGGUCCGGACCAAGGCGGCACGAGCAAUUUUGCGCGAAGCCGUCACACCCCAGUCGGCGCUCACGACGAGGAACUAUGCAACCGUAUCCCCAGCGCAAGCCAGCGGACGCAUGCACAGGGUCGUCUUGGUGGGAGGUGGAACGGCCGGACUCUCGGUCAGUCACCAGCUUCUCCGAUCUGGAAAAUUCGCCAAGGAUGACAUUGCAAUCAUCGAUCCUGCGACUUGGCACCACUAUCAGCCUGGAUGGACCCUGGCUGCUGGCGGCUUGAGAAAUAAGGACGAGUUCAAGCAGCCGCUUGCAAACCUGAUUGAUCCCAAGCUGAAGUUCUACAACACCGGAGUUGACAGCUUCGCCCCCGAAGAUCGCACCGUGACGCUGGCAAAUGGCGACAAGGUCACCUACGAGCAAUUGGUCGUCGCGCCGGGUAUCAAGACGGACACUUCGAGUAUCAAGGGCUUGCCAGAAGCUCUAGCGGAUCCCCAUGCUCCUGUAUCGUGCGUCUACACUUAUGAGACAUGCGAUAAGGUGGCAAAUACAGUCCAAGCUUUCAAGAAAGGAAACGCUAUCUUCACACAACCAGCGGGAGUUGUCAAAUGCGCGGGGGCACCUCAGAAAGUAAUGUGGCUCUCCUGGGAUUACUGGAAACGCAACGGCCUCUAUGACAACACCGCUUCCUCCCCCAUCCACAUCAGCUUUGCCACCGGACUUCCCGUAAUGUUCGGCGUCCCCAAGUACAACGCCAUCUUGGAUGCGCUCCGCAAAGAGCGCGGAAUCGAUGGCCUCUUCCAGCACGACCUUGUCUCCAUUGACGGCAACACCGUUACCUUCGCUCUCCCAGACGGAAGCAAAGUCGAGAAGAAAUUCGACUUCUUGCACGCGGUGCCGAAAAUGGGCCCUCACCCGUUCAUUAAAAACAGUCCUCUGGCGGAUGAGACGGGUUACGUCGCAGUGAACACCAACACCCUGCAGCAUAAGAAGUACCCCAACGUGUGGUCCCUCGGAGACGCUGCGAAUAUACCCACUUCGAAGACGGCAGCGGCUAUUACGGCGCAGACUCCUACCGUGGUGCAGAAUCUGAUGCUGUCUAUGGAGAACAAAGACGCUCCCCAUGUCUAUGAUGGUUAUACGUCCUGCCCGCUUACGGUUGGAGAGAAGAAGGUGCUUUUGGCCGAAUUCAAGUAUGGUGGCGAGCCUAAGGAGACGUUUGGACAGAUGUUCGGCAUUGAUCAGGGUACGCCGAGGCGGGCCUUCUUUCAUUUGAAAAAGGACUUCUUCCCUUGGGUGUAUAAGAAUUACAUGGUUAAGGGCGCUUGGGGAGGACCGAAGGGCUUCGUCAGGUAGCUGGGGAGGACGUGGGCUAUUCUGGAUCGU